Molecule: messenger RNA, 729 nt
Organism: Nicrophorus vespilloides
Lineage: Eukaryota; Metazoa; Arthropoda; Insecta; Coleoptera; Silphidae
Exons: 2
Coding region: 98-655 (185 amino acids)
Source: RefSeq, a predicted model, not a curated record
GACAAUUAAACAAUGAUGCAUCGUAUUAUGCAACCAGUUAUACGCCUCAACGGAAAUUUCAGAGCAACGUAUUUCAGAAGAGGCUUUUCAAUUGCAGAUGGCUGCUAAAACAACAAGGGAAGUAAAGAAUGAGAUUGAGGUUCCGUGCAGCAACGAGGAGAAGGUGCUGAACAAUUACAUGAUGCUCUGCAACGAGGAAGACAGAGUACGAUCGCUCUGCGCUCCGAUGAAGUUGAGACCUGCGAAGCAGCCGCACGAGAAGAGCAGCAGGUGGCGGCGUCUCGAGGAGCCCGCGACGUUCGUGCGAUUCGAGGAGCUGCUGCGGUCGCCGCCUGCUCUGCACAGCAGGAUCCGAACCGUCGGUCUCCUCGUCUUCGAGAACUCGAAAUUCUGGUUGCGCAGCAUGAUGCUCCAGCCGAAAAGUAUCCAUCAGCACCGUCGGCUUCUUCUCACCUUCCACAAGAUGUCCCGAUUGCCGGACCCGGCGACCGACGUCAACAUCUACGUCAUGGUUCUCGGGCAGCACUCGCGCUCCCUGUACUCACCGCAGGACGUGCCCUUUUACUGCGUGCACGUGUGGAACCAACUCGAAAACCAGAAGCAGAUCGACAUGUGCUUCCACCUGUACGACACCAUCAAAGCCUUGCACUCGUAAUCCCCCCCGACAAUCUAAACAAACAAACAAACAAAAAUACAAAAUUAAUAACAAUGUCAUUUUAAACAUUUGUA